AUGUAUUCUCGUCUUCUUCUCUUUCUUAUUGUGCAAGUUUUCUUUUUGCUAAUUCCAAUUAGCAGUAUUCAAGUUGGAUCGAUUAAUGAUGCAAUCUUAUCUGCACCCCUUGCUACUGUUAUACCAGUGAACGAUUCAUGUGAUAAAUGCAUUUGUCUGAUGCUCUUAGUUUUUGACGUCUUAGGCGUCAAUUGUUUGUGGAAUCGAACGUGUGCACUAUUUUAUAAUUAUUCAUCAACUUACAGCAUUGACCAAAAGUCGAAUUCUAGCUUCCAUUUUCUCAGCUUACCACAAGAACUAGAGCAAUCGACAUACGCAUCGACUGAAAGCUCAAUCAUGAUACCUUGCAAUUUCACUUGUCAAAACAAUAGUACAUGUUCAAUGCUUGGAAUAUGUGCCUGGGCAAAUCAAUGGAGUGGAGCCCAAUGCGAAAUUCCUAUUUGUUCACCUUCAUGUGAAAAUUCGGAAGUUUGUGUUUUACCAGGCGUUUGUCAAUGUAAAUACGGCUGGUCAGGAAGUUACUGUCAGAGCGUAAAAACAGUGCUGUGGACAUUCGACAAUACAUUAAAUGACACGAGUGGUCAAUUUAUGGGGUCAGGUCGUUAUUCCCCAACUUAUACGUCAGAUGUCGAUGGAUAUGACUUAGCUUUGUCAUUGAAUGGCACUAGAAACCAAUGUGUAGUUGUCAACCCGUAUCUGAACAUGAGUUAUUUUAGCUUCACCUGGCAGUUUUGGAUUUUUCCAACGAUACCAAUGACGAGAGAUACUAUGUUCAUUGGUCAAUGUGCUCAGGCUAUUCGUGAUCGAUGUUUUAUAAUUAUGACUAGGACUACCGUCAUGUGA
This is a messenger RNA of Adineta ricciae, 843 nucleotides long. The record is from the annotation of a GenBank genome assembly. Lineage: Eukaryota; Metazoa; Rotifera; Eurotatoria; Adinetida; Adinetidae.